This is a messenger RNA of Lathyrus sativus (Indian pea), 495 nucleotides long. Lineage: Eukaryota; Viridiplantae; Streptophyta; Magnoliopsida; Fabales; Fabaceae. The record is from the annotation of a GenBank genome assembly.
AUGAAGCAAAGAAAAGGAGAAGGAAUUGGUUCUUUUGGAUCCAAGAAAGAGGUUGUUAGAAGAUCACCACCGCCACCUCCUCCUCCGCUACCAAAGUUCCGAGUCAUCUCAAAACCACGAGCAGAAGAGAGCGUGACAAAGCGAGAAAUUGCAAGGUUUUGGAAGCAAAAGAGAAUUGUGGAGGAGGAUCAUCUCCUUGCUGCUAUCAAAGCCGCGGCAAGACUCCGUGCUCGCAACCUCACGGAGCAAGAGUAUUUGAGCUUUGAAUUGAGCUUAAAGUAUGACCAUGAUGAAGAUGAGGUCAAUAAAGUUGAUGAGGACAAGGAAGUGCGCGUGGGAAUAAAAGAUUGGUGGACAAAAAGCAGGUAUGCAUAUUUGAAUCAACCAGCCUUAGCUUCCAUGGAUCCUCCUAAGAAAAGGACAUCUACUUAUGUUCCUAAUUGUCUUUCUUACAAGGCUAAGGCUUUGUAUCCUACAGCUAUUGGUGUCUUUUAA